GUUGUUUGCAAAUGUAAAAAUGACAAAAAUUAUCAAUAGCCAAUUGCACUUUGCAUUAUUAUUUCUGCCACCUUUGCAACUCCCCCCCCCCAAAGGCACUGUAAACAGUUCUACAAAUAAGGCUGAACAGCAUUUCGUACUGUUAAGUGCAUUAUCAGGAACCAAAGUUUGACCUCACUUUGUGCUUAUUAGGGGUUCUUUUGCAAAGAGAUUUAGAUGUGUGUUCAUUGAUUUUCAUUGGGAAUGGAGACUGGGCGGGAGGGAAGGAAGCCUCGGAAAUAGUAUCCAGACCUGCUCGUUGUCUCUAGAGCACGAGAGAUGUUACAAAAAGCGGGGUCUUGUGGGGGUGGCCGGUUCGUUCUCUCAGGAUCCGGAGAGAAGCCCAACAUCCGCGCACGAUGACAUGGCCUGAGACAGGCGGGUAAACAUCUUUGACCACGAUGAGUUGGAGUUUCUUGACCCGUCUACUUGAGGAGAUCCACAAUCAUUCCACAUUUGUUGGGAAGAUCUGGCUGACUGUGCUGAUUGUAUUCCGCAUUGUUCUCACUGCUGUGGGAGGGGAAUCCAUCUAUUAUGAUGAACAAAGCAAAUUUGUUUGCAAUACAGAACAGCCAGGUUGUGAAAAUGUGUGCUAUGAUGCUUUUGCCCCCCUCUCCCAUGUGAGGUUUUGGGUAUUUCAAAUCAUCCUAGUCUCUACUCCCUCAGUAAUGUACUUAGGCUAUGCUGCUCACAAAAUAGCUCGGAUAGUGGAACAUGGUGAAACGGAACGGAAGUUACGAAGCAAACCUCUUCUAAUGCGCUGGAAACAACAUCGAGGUUUAGAAGAAGCAGAAGACGAUAAUGAGGAAGAUCCAAUGAUGUAUCCAGAGAUUGAGGUAGAGAGCGAACGAGAGAACAAGCAAAAUCCAUCCUUCGCAAAAAUAAAGCAUGAUGGUAGGAGGCGAAUCCGAGAAGAUGGGCUUAUGAAGAUUUACAUCUUUCAACUGCUGAGUAGGACUAUGUUUGAAAUUGGCUUCCUGAUAGGCCAGUACUUACUCUAUGGAUUUGAAGUCAGUCCAACGUUUCUUUGUAGCAGAAAUCCGUGUCCUCAUACUAUUGACUGUUUCAUUUCAAGACCCACAGAAAAAACCAUAUUCCUGCUCAUCAUGUAUGGUGUGAGUGGUUUGUGUUUACUUCUGAACAUCUGGGAAAUGCUUCACUUGGGAUUUGGCACCAUUCGGGACACACUGAAUAGCAAGCGAAAGGAGCUAGAAGAUUCAGGAACUUACCAUUAUCCUUUUAUUUGGAAUACCCCAUCAGCUCCUCCAGGGUACAAUAUUGCAAUGAAACCUGAUCAGAUACAGUACACAGAAUUGUCUAAUGCCAAAAUAGCACAUAAACAGAACAAAGCCAAUAUUGCCCAAGAACAACAAUAUGGCAGCAAUGAGGAGAACAUUCCCACUGAACUGGAGAACAUUCAGCGAGAAAUCAAAGUAGCUCAGGAACGCUUAGAUCUUGCCAUCCAUGCAUACAAUAAUCAGAAUAAUCCAUCCUGUUCCAAGGAGAAAAAGCCUAGAGGCAGCUCAAACAAAAGCAGUGGCAGUAGUAAAUCAGGGGAUGGGAAAACUUCUGUUUGGAUUUGAUGCUCUUCACUUAAGAGGGAAUGCAUACCUUUUUCUCAUGGCGUAUUAUAUCUAGCAAACUGGGUGCAAAAUAAUUUCCAGUAAAAAAAUAAUUGGCCUUAGUAAAAUCCAGAGAUAUUUCGUGCUGCUAAAUGGUAUUGUGCAAAAGAACAGAAGAGAAAAGUAGUUAUGCUCACAUUCUGAUGUUUCCAAAACUUGUAUUCAUGUUUCUUCCAGAUCUGCAGAAGUCCCAGGGAUUUUUUCAAUUAUUUUUGUUAAAACAGUUUAUACUGUAUGUACAGUAUUAUGGUACCUUUUAUUAUGCACAUUUUUGUAUUUGUACAUUGGAUAUCUCAAUUAUACAUUUUAUAUUAAAAGGAAUCAAAUAGGAAUUUUCAAUGUUCUUCUGAAGCUUUCCUCCUCAAUUUCAUAGAGAUGGCUGAUGUUACUUUGAAUUUUAUAAAGGUUUGAAUUAUGGAGCAGAUAAUUCUGGAUGACUGUUAUGAACAGCUAUAACCCCUUUUUCAUUCUUGUCCCAACCAAAUAAAUUAAACUUUAGGUUAGUGAAAUAUGUCUUCAGGUGUAGUCAGAUUUUUUUUUUCCUGUAGUGAAUAUCUUUGAAUCUGAGUGAACAAAAAAAGUGAAUUUCAGACUGGCUGCUUCUGGCACAUAACCUUGCAUUCAGUUUAUGAAAGUCUUUCAAGAAAAAAGUACCUGGAGUUGAUAUUUUGUGAAUUAAAAAAAGUAAGAGUUCAACCACUCUGAAAAUAAAACUAAAAUAAAUAAAUUGAUGGUUGAUUUAAAACAUAUAUUUGAUACUGCACAGUUGGGACAGCAAUUAGGUAUCCUUCAGAUAAUUUACACUGCAGCUCCCAUAUUACUGACUUACAUUGGAAUUAGAGUCCAAAAAUCUAAAUGGUACUAGGUUGCCUAUCUCUAAUUUAGGAAUGAUUUCAUCACCUCUUGAGCUUGGAAACAAUUUAAACUUUGGAAAAAAGUUAGGCAAGUUAAACUAUUGUUGAGCCAAAGAGAAGGUCUGCUUUCUUGAAACUUGAAGUAGUACUCAAAUGGUGGGGAAAAACAUCUCGAUUUAAGGGAAAUAUAAACCGAAUUAAAAAAUAUUUGCCUUUAUUUUGAAGUGGGAAAUGUUACUUUAAAGGCAUGUGAUAUACUGUAUAGCAUGGUUCUUCAGGAAGUUCUUUAUUGUGAGACAUAGUGAGGGAUUGUGAAUUUGAAGUGAUGGAAAAAUUUGUACUUUGAAAAAUCUGUUUAUUUUAGCAGUAUCCACCUAAGGUCAGUCUUCCUCCUUUGGUCUUUUAAAUUCCUGUCCUGCUAUUUAUGUAUUGCAUACAAAAAGCAGCAGGAAACUACUUGGGAGCAGUAUAUUCUAGUCAGCCUUGUGAAACUGCAGGCUGUUCUAAUUAAUUACAUAGAUCCUUUGAAGGAGAGCUUCAGCUCCAUACAGCAAGCUGGAAGUCUUAACUUCUUUCCUAAUGAGAACAAAAUAGUUAUCGGCUUUUGGAGUUUGCCCAUUAUUUGGUUCAUAGAUUCAAUGUAUUUGAAUUGCUGUGGUUUUAUCUACUAUGGUGCUGAGCUGACAUUUGCAAAAUGUCGUUAGAAAAUGGUGUUGUAUAUUUUAUUGCAUUCAAGAUACAGUAAAAUCUGAAUUAAAAACAAUGGGUAGCAAUGACAGUAUCCCAAGUGCUUGUCAUUUUUCCUACUGGCUUUGCAGAACCUAUACAGAAAUCUAACAGCUAUUUAGGUGGAAAAUGGGGCUG
Crotalus tigris (Tiger rattlesnake) is the source of this 3379-nucleotide messenger RNA. RefSeq names its product gap junction protein gamma 1 (gene GJC1). Gene Ontology annotation, cellular component: connexin complex. NCBI's taxonomy places the organism in Eukaryota, Metazoa, Chordata, Lepidosauria, Squamata, Viperidae. Gene Ontology annotation, biological process: cell communication. The coding region runs from base 441 to 1622 and encodes 393 amino acids. The record is from RefSeq and is a predicted model, not a curated record. The transcript is spliced from 2 exons.